UAGAGCGGGCAGCUGGUUAGGAAAUUUUUUCACCUUUACUGCAACAUAAGUAUCUAAGUGUCGGCCAUUGAGUGAAGUAGCUGAACUGGAUAGGACGUAAUUAGAGACGUCAAUUAACGCACAAUGGAUGGAUUCAUUUGUGGAACUGUUACAAUGAAAGCAACAAGAUGAAGACCAAAACAUGAAGAUUGUUUCCAACUCAUUUUAAAGUUUCACUUUUUACUCAGCACAACAAGAGCACAUUUUUAUCACACAAAACUGAGACCAUGUCAUCUGUGAAGGUUGCAGUGCGGGUUCGCCCGUUCAACAACAGGGAGAUAGCGCACCAGUCCCAGUGCAUCAUAGAAAUGGACGGCUACACAACAACCAUUACCAAUCCCAAAGCAGGUCCUAAGGAACAGAAGACCAAGAGAUAUAACUAUGACUACUCCUACUGGUCUCAUACUACGCCUGACGACCCCAACUUUGCCUCCCAGAAGCGUGUUUACGAUGACAUCGGCAUCGAGAUGCUGGACCACGCCUUUGAAGGGUACAAUGUCUGCAUAUUUGCGUAUGGUCAGACAGGGUCAGGGAAAAGCUACACCAUGAUGGGGAGGAACGAGACUGGGGAAGCUGGCAUCAUCCCACAGCUGUGUGAAGAUCUAUUCAGGAGAAUGGUGAAUAACAUGUCUCGGGAUGAAGACCUCAAAUACUCAGUAGAGGUGAGCUACAUGGAGAUAUACUGUGAGCGCGUGCGAGAUUUGCUCAAUCCUAAGAACAAGAACCACCUGCGCGUGCGUGAACACCCUCUCCUCGGCCCGUACGUGGAGGAUCUGUCCAAGCUGGCCGUCACCUCCUACAAGGAUAUCAAUGACCUGAUGGAUGAAGGCAACAAAGCCAGAACCGUUGCUGCCACUAACAUGAAUGAAACAAGCAGUCGGUCCCAUGCAGUGUUUACUAUUGUAUUCACGCAAAAACGCUUUGACAAGACCACUAAGAUGACAGGAGAAAAGGUGAGCAAGAUCAGCCUUGUGGACUUGGCUGGCAGCGAGCGUGCCGACUCCACCGGUGCUACAGGAACAAGGCUGAAAGAGGGCGCCAACAUCAACAAAUCUCUCACAACCCUCGGAAAAGUAAUCUCAGCAUUAGCUGAAAUUAGUAGUUUACCAACGAAUCACAAGAAGAGAAGAAAAGCUGAUUUUAUUCCUUACAGAGAUUCUGUAUUAACAUGGCUGCUGAAAGAAAACUUGGGUGGCAACUCCAAGACUGCUAUGGUGGCAGCUCUUAGCCCGGCUGAUAUUAACUAUGAUGAAACUCUCAGCACACUCAGAUACGCUGACCGUGCCAAGCAGAUCGUCUGCAAGGCUAUCAUCAAUGAAGAUCCUAAUGCCAAGCUGAUCCGAGAACUGAAGGAAGAGGUUCAGAGACUGAGAGAGCUCCUCACCAGUGAAGGCAUUGAGAUUCUAGAUGGCAACCAAGUAUCUCGUAGUCGUAAAUCCUCCGUAAUGAUGGAUGACGGGGAGGAUGCAUACGAACGCCUGAAAGAGUCUGAAAAACUGAUCAAAGAGCUAAAUGAAACAUGGGAAGAGAAACUGCGCAGAACAGAGGCUGUGCGUCAGCAGAGAGAGGCUGUACUGGCAGAGAUGGGUGUGGCUUUACGAGAAGAUGGCGGCACCCUGGGAGUGUUCUCGCCUAAAAAGACUCCACAUUUGGUGAACCUGAAUGAGGAUCCUCUGAUGUCUGAGUGCCUGCUGUAUUAUUUGAAAGAUGGCAUCACCAGACUUGGUCGUCAUGAUGCCAAGGUUUUACAAGAUAUCCAACUGAAUGGAGAACUCAUACUGGACGAACACUGCAUGUUUGAGAACAUUGAAGGAGUGGUCAAGCUGAUAUCUAGCAAUGAUGCCAUCGUGUAUCUGAAUGGGAAGAAGAUCACUGAACCCACCAUCUUGAAGACUGGGUCUCGUGUCAUCCUGGGGAAGUCUCACGUGUUCAGGUUUAACCACCCAGAGCAAGCCAAAAUCCUCUCGGCCCAAAAGGCAUCCAUGACACUUGACCUGCCUCCGAUGUCCAGAGAAAAAAGAGAGAAUGUGGAAAAGAAAUCACCUGGAGACAUGGAAACACCUGGCCCUCUCAUUAGUAGCUACCUCAAAGACCUGAAAUCGUCUUGGAGUUCAGAUUCUGACUGUGACUUCGAAAAUGUUCUAAAAGCAUGUGAGACCGUAGACUGGCAGUAUGCCCAACUGGAACUGCUGGAAAAACAGGGGAUUGAUCUGAGGCAAGAAAUGGAGAAGAGAGUAAAUGAGAUGGAGGAGCAGUAUAGAAAGGAGAGAGAGGAGGCGGAGCAGGCCUUUGAACAGCAGAGGAAGGAUUACGAGAGCAAGAUUCAAGUUCUACAGGAACAAGUGGAGAGACAAUCCAUGAUGAGCAGCCAGUAUACCACUGGAGAUGACAUAGGGGAGGAUGAGGAAGAUGAAGCUUUUGAGGAGGAGUGUAAGUGGACAGAGCGUGAAUACCAGUUGGCGGAAUGGGCGUACAGGAAGUGGAGAUAUCACCAAUUCACCUGCCUGAGGGAUGACUUGUGGGGCAGUGCUGUGAUACUGAAGGAAGCUAAUGCCAUUAGCACUGAACUGAAGAAAAAGGUGCAGUUCCAGUUCGUUCUGCUCACAGACACAUUAUACUCCCCACUUGCCCCAGACCUUCUCCCAGAUGACGCCAAGGACAUGGAGCGCCCGUACCCACACACCAUUGUUGCCGUAGAGGUCCAGGAUCAGAAAAAUGGCGCUACACAUUACUGGAGCAUGGAGAAACUAAGACAACGCUUGGAACUCAUGCGUGAAAUAUAUGAUGAGGACCGAGACAAUUCUCCUGACACCCCCGAACAGGCACCCGAGAAUUUAUUUCAAUGCUGGUCAGCAUGUAGUAACCCCAAAUACUUCAACUUUGCCAAUCUUCUGCCCUCAAGACAUCGCCUGGAGCUGAUGCGCGAGAUGUACCACAAUGAGGCUGACCUGUCACCUACGUCACCUGACCCAGGCAUUGACAAUAUCACUGGCGGGGACCCUUUCUACGACAGGUUUCCUUGGUUUAGACUGGUUGGAAGAGCCUUUGUAUACAUCAGUAACCUGUACCAUGCUGUUCCCUUGGUGUACACUGUGGCCAUUGUCAGUGAGAAGGGAGACGUAAAGGGACACCUCAGAGUUGGGGUCCAGAUCGUGGCAGAGAAUGAAGAGAAUCCUCCAGGAAUAAAGCAGUCUGGAAAAGCCAAGAUCUCUUUUAACGAUGAAGAAUACUUUACUAAGAAGUUAAACUUGAAGCCAAUAGGGGGCAGCAGCAGUAAGCUGUCCGCCAUAUCUCAAGAAGAGGUCAGAUUUGUGGAAGGUCAAGGUCAAUCUUCAGAUUCUUCUAACACAGAUGAAAAGCCACAGGAAAGCAGAACUGAGAUUCUGAAGCCUUCAAUCUUGGAUCAGUCCAAGGCUUUGCUGGAACUGAACGAGUCUGAGCUCCCUGCCCACCUGAAGCUGGGCAGUCAGCUGACCUUCAGAGUGACCGUGCUCCAGGCUGCAGGCAUUUCUCCUGAAUAUGCUGAUAUAUUCUGCCAGUUCAAUUUUCUCCAUCGUCAUGAUGAAGCCUUCUCUACAGAGCCAUUAAAGAACACAGGCAAAGGUCACCCCCUGGGCUUCUACCACGUCCAGAAUUUCACCACCACUGUCACCAAGUCUCUGAUAGACUACUUCAAGACUCAGCCCAUUGUGUUUGAGGUGUUUGGUCACUACCAACAACACCCCCUGCAUGACCAGGCCAAAGAUACAGCAAAUGUACGUCCCCCACCCAAGCACAGUUUUCCCCCAACUCUCCCUGUAUCAAAGCCAGUGCCCUCACCCAAAUAUGGAGUCAUUCAGAUGCCAAGUGCCAGUCAGAUCCACACUAAGUACGAUCUUCUGGUUGGGUUUGAAAUCUGUGAAUUGGCACAUGAUGGAGAAUAUCAUCCUACUGUUGUUGAUCACAGUGAGGGUAUGCCGUGUGCUGGAACAUACUUGUUACAUCAGGGCAUACAGAGACGCAUUGCUGUUACCAUCGUACAUGAGAAUGGACCUGAGCUGAUCUGGAGGGACAUACAAGAACUCGUUGUUGGUCGUAUCAGGAACACGCCAGAAUGCACAGAGCUGGACACGGCGCACUCUGUGCUGUCACUGGGACUGUUCCCUGCUCACUAUAUACAGCAGCCAGGAGAUGACAGAGUAUUCUUCCGUUUUGAGGCUGCGUGGGACAGUUCUCUCCACAACUCUGCUCUACUGAACCGCGUCACUCCAUACGGGGAGAAGGUCUACAUGACCAUCACAGCGUAUCUGGAGGUUGAGAACUGCAGUCAGCCGGCUUGUAUCACUAAAGACCUGUGUUUGGUAAUCUACGGAAGAGACGCCAAGAUCUCAGUGCCAAGGUGCUCAGAGACGGCAGAGGAAGGUGGUGGACACAUCGUCCACCUAUGUCCGCGGGGAGGAGAAUCUCCAGGGUUGGAGACCACGCGGAGAUUCCCUCAUUCUGGAACACCAGUGGGAGCUAGAGAAACUGACCAGACUGGAGAUGGUUGAAAAGGCUCGCCACCUCCUGAUGCUCCGAGACAAGCUGUCAGAACAGACCAAAGGGAGCGAUCUCACCAAGAAAGACAAAGACGUCACCAACAUGACACAGAAAGCCAGUGGAGAGAAGGCGAGCACGGAGCAGAACAAGACGGAGAAGGAGAUGGUAUCCGGAGAGCUGAGGAUUGACACCAGUAUGGAGGGUGAUCUCAGUGAGAAAGAAAUGGCUCUGGCAUCCAAGUGUGUCCGGUUUAUGACCCAGGGACGUCUGCCCUUGAACCCGCUGACCCCUAAGAACACGGAGCCCCCAGUGUGUGACCUGACCCCUACUGAUGGCAGUGAUGUCCAGUCCAGCUCAGAGUCUGAUCGGAUGACCAACAGUUUGGCCAGUAGUAAUGCCUCAGAACCACUCUUCAGGCCCAUGACUCUGGACGUAGGGAAGUCCUCCUCCAGUUACUCAAUGUACUCCAUCGCCUCGGAGGCGUCAGAUCGGUCCCCAAUGAAAGGCGAAGAGCUCCUGAUCCCGGAGGUGGAGGAGAUUCGUGUCAGCCCAAUAGUGUCCAGGAAAGGCUACCUAAACUUCCUGGAGGAGAAGACCAGUGGUUGGAUCAAGAGAUUUGUGGCUGUACGUAGACCCUAUGUGUACAUCUACAACAGUGAGAAAGACCCUGUGGAACGCGGUCUCAUCAACCUGACCACAGCAGAGAUCACCUACAGUGAGGACCAGCAGGCCAUGCUGAAGACAUUGAACACUUUCUCAGUGAUGACCAAGCACCGUGGCUUCCUAAUCCAAAGUCUUGAUGACAAAGACUUCCAUGACUGGCUCUAUGCCAUAAACCCACUUCUAGCGGGACAGAUCAGAUCAAAACUUUCCAGGCGGAAACUAUCAGUUAGGACUUGAACUGAGAAGUGCCAUUUUCAGAAUUUUUCAUAAAAAAAAACUGAUUCUCAAAACAACACAAGGGGAUACUCUAUUUUAAAGAAAAUAUCUCUAUAAGCACAUAUCAGGAGCUGAAAAUUCCCAUGUAGAUCAAGAAAAUUCCCAUCAAGACUUAAGAAAAUUCACCAUAGUCUCAACAUUUCAAGGUGCAAGUAAUAAGACAUUUUUUGAUGAGGGCAACCUGCAGCCCCAUCUGCAGUGGAGACAUGUGUAUAAAGGUUAUUUUCAAAAAUCAACAGGAUUUUCACAUCACUUUUAACAGUGCAAAUGUACUUGAUUCACCCCAGCUAAAGGUGCACUUCAUGGUCUGUCUUGUGAAAGCUAUUGCAGCACCAUCUUUCACGAUUGAUUGCGGUGCUUUCUUUGAGAGCAACAGCAGCGAUAAAGGCAGAUAAAGGAAGCAGGUUUUGUGGAUUCACAAUUUUUGUGACUAAAUAGGGAACAGAACACUGUUACCACCAGGUAUAUGUGCAUAUGAGGAUAUUGAAAUUUGAAUGGAAGGAUUUUCUUGGGACAGGACUAAGGAGAGCACCUGCAGCGCCAUCUAUACACUUGUGCCAGGAAAAACAGUGGCACCCUCUACACAUGGAACUUUUACAGCAGAUCUGGAUUCUGGUUGAAGGACAAUGCGUUCUUUGAUUUUGUACAUGUAGAAGGUACAGGAAAUUUUGCAGCAAUUUUAGGAAAAGUUUCAUAGUAGAGCAACCUGCAUUUAUUCUUGUUAUAAUGGUAGGAUGUUAACAAGGAGAUCAAGGUACCGUAGAACUUCAGCUGGCAUAGACUACAAGAAACUGAACAAAAUAAAUGAUAAUUUACCCCUUUAUCUUUUACUAGAUUCUGGAUUACUUCAGUAAUGCAGCAACAAUGCAAAGAACUUGCAAAAAUGUCAACUUACAAUAUGACAUGCUUAACAUCACAAAAAAAGACAAAAUAAUUAUUAUUCUAUCAUAUCAUAAGAUAUUAAUGUCUCAUUGGAGUUAUAUCAGUUGUCUUUUGACUGGUGUUACUAUACAUAAAGAGGAUAUUUGUGUAUAUUUAUCAUCAUAUAAAGCAUGUCAGUAUUUAUUGUGCUUCUGAAUGUUUGGGAGUUACACAUGAGAUUUGUUUUGUCUGCCAUGUGUGAUAUGUGCCAUUGCCUGCCAUUGGCUUAUUUCUCUCCUUAUUUGGUUAGUUUGAAUUUUCAGCUGAUUGAUUAGUUUCAGAAAAUCUUAUUGGUCACAAUGGUCAGAUAGAACAUCCAAAUGGUCCAUUUCUUUCCAAUGCAUUAAUUUAUCUUUUAAAAUGGGGAGAUGUUUGGCUUUUACAGACAUUGGUGUCGUGCCACUUUCUGGCACGAUUGGUUGGCAGAAACAUGGUAGAAAAUAAGCAGGCAUGUGAUUGGACAAAAUCAUGAUUCUGUUUGGAAAAAAAUCGAAAUGUCAUGUAAAAUUAUUUACCUAUGAUAGUGUGAGUGCAUAAAUAUAAGAGACAUUUUGAAAUAUUAUACCUCAGUUUCAAGGUACACAGCUUGUGUAUUUGCUAGCUAUUGAUGUGCAAAGUAUUUUGUGUGUGAUAUCACUUGCUCCACUGGUUGACUUUGAAGGCUCAGAUGCUCAGUUCAGACACUAAUUAUAGCUAAACAUGGCCAUUUGGAACUUUGGAUUUGUCUAACCCUUUCUCAGGCUUAUGACAUGUUCAAAUGCAACAGCAAAGAUAAUGAAGUUAUGAUCUUUCAAUAUGUUUCAUCAUGCAAACUGGCAAUACAUCUGAAGAUAGAUUUUUGAAUAUACAAGAUAAAAAGAUGUUCACUGAUUAUUUUGACAAAGCAGUAGUGUGUGUGUGCUGUGCAUCCUGAUCCCAGUUUCAAAGUCUUAUCUGGAGGAGAGAGAAUCACAAUAACAUCAGUGCUAAAAAAGCUUAUUUUACUCAAAACAGUUGUAUAAAUGUAUAGUUUGAAGAAACCAGAUUUCUUGUAGUUUAUUGUGAUAUUUGUGUAUAGAUUUUUUGUUGUAUCACUUAUUAAUACUGUUGUAAUAAUGUACAUAUUAUAACCACUAUAACUGUUCUAGGUACAGUGAAAAGAAAAUACUGAUGAUUAGCCAAGUCUUAAUCAUUCUCUUUUGUCAGUAUAAAGAAUGGCGUUAGGUUUUUAAUUGAAAUAGUAGAGGAACUCUUCCUCUUAUGCCGUUUCAUGGACUCACCAGCUAUUGCAUAGAAUGCAUACCAUGUGUGGGAAGGACUAUGAAAACUUGGCCCAAUUACAAGUGAAAGAUUUCCAUACAAGAUCUAAAAAAUUGAUCAUUUGUUUUUAUGUUAAGGUUGAUGAUUUUCUCAUUCCAUUACCACAAUACAGUAUAGGAUGACUGCCCCAUAUUAUCUAUUCAACACAUGGUUAAGUUGAUAGUUGUACACAUACAGUGUCUAUUUGGUUUGAGAAACCAGCUGUCAAAAAUGACAUAGUAAUUAAAUGGUGUGUGUUGGUUAUAGUAUAUAGCUUUCACUGGCGCCGAGCAUGUGAAAGAAUAAUAGAAAACUGAACAAAAAUGAGCAGGCCUCAAAUUAAGCCAUAUUAUUAGUUAAACAAGCUAGUACAUUUUGUUAGUCUUUAGAUUUUAAUAGUUUUUCAUCAGAGGCAAAGUGCAAAUCAAGUUAUUGUACAUUAGAUUUAGAUGACAGUGCUGACGAAUAGUAUGAAUUGUGUCUUAGUACUGUCUGUGUUAUUUUAGUCUCUUACGCAAGUGGUAAGAUGCAUCUUAGUCUGUUU
Messenger RNA from Lingula anatina, 8239 nucleotides. Its product is annotated as kinesin-like protein unc-104. Gene Ontology annotation, molecular function: ATP binding; microtubule motor activity; microtubule binding. NCBI's taxonomy places the organism in Eukaryota, Metazoa, Brachiopoda, Lingulata, Lingulida, Lingulidae. The record is from RefSeq and is a predicted model, not a curated record. Gene Ontology annotation, biological process: microtubule-based movement.